AACGAAUGCUACAUCCCAAAACUGAAAAAAGGUGAGGGAAUCGAAAUCAUCACCUUCAUCCUCAUUUUCACCAUCCCCAUUCCCGAUUCGUUUCUUCCCUCUCAAAACCUUCCCAAACCUAACAAUUCCAUCUCCAAAUCUCACAUUCUUCCAUCCUAUCCACAGAUCAGAUUCAUCUUGCAUGCACUUCCUCUCCUCAGAUUCAGACUAUCCUCUUCGAGAUCCGAUCCAAUUUCAGAAUAAGAAUCCUUUUCAGCUGAUUCAUGUUCUAACCUUAACCGUGUACCGUGAUUUUCCCUCUGCCGAAUCGGAAGAUGGGAUUGGUGUUCACCAGAUUGUUUUCGUCUGUUUUUGGUAAUAAGGAAGCCAGAAUUCUUGUUCUCGGUCUUGAUAAUGCCGGGAAAACUACUAUUCUCUAUCGGCUUCAGAUGGGUGAAGUUGUCUCUACCAUUCCAACGAUCGGGUUUAAUGUUGAAACUGUGCAGUAUAACAACAUUAAAUUUCAAGUCUGGGAUUUAGGUGGGCAAACAAGUAUCAGGCCAUAUUGGAGGUGUUACUUUCCAAAUACUCAAGCAAUAAUCUAUGUUGUGGAUUCAAGUGACACCGAUAGGCUUGUGAUUGCUAGGGAGGAGUUCCAUGCUAUUCUGGAGGAAGAAGAACUAAAAGGUGCAGUUGUUCUCAUUUUUGCAAACAAACAGGACCUUCCUGGUGCUCUUGAUGAUGCUGCUGUGACGGAGUCUCUCGAGUUGCACAAGAUUAAAAAUCGCCAAUGGUCUAUUUUUAAAACUUCUGCCAUCAAAGGCGAAGGACUUUUUGAGGGCCUUGACUGGUUGAGCAAUACACUCAAAUCUGGAGGUAGCUGAAGAUGCAGGCUACAAUGGGGGUAGAUAUUUAAGAUUGGUUGAUGAGUUGAGAAGGAAGGUCGGCAUGCAUAUAUUGGUAUCACUUUCACUAUGACGAUAUAAUGAUUAUUGUUAUUCGGGCUCGCUAUUUUAUUCGGUUUUUUGUGUUCCAAGAUUAAAUAUAUGAAUGUGGGUCAACGAUUGUUAUUAUCUUUUUGUCGCUCCCGUUUUUAUUUUGCAAGUUCAUUUCUUGACCCCUAUGCAUAGAGUAGUUUUUUGAAAGAAAAAUUCAUGUUAAAUUUGUUGUGUAAUUGAGCUACAUUGGGUUAUGUGAGAUAUUUGCUCAUAGUAACCAUAGUUUAGUAUAUGACAACGCUGGUUGAUGAA
Vicia villosa (hairy vetch) is the source of this 1229-nucleotide messenger RNA. Its product is annotated as ADP-ribosylation factor 1. The transcript has 8 exons. The record is from RefSeq and is a predicted model, not a curated record. Gene Ontology annotation, cellular component: Golgi apparatus; cytoplasm. Bases 315 to 863 code for a protein of 182 amino acids. Gene Ontology annotation, molecular function: GTPase activity; GTP binding. NCBI's taxonomy places the organism in Eukaryota, Viridiplantae, Streptophyta, Magnoliopsida, Fabales, Fabaceae. Gene Ontology annotation, biological process: vesicle-mediated transport; intracellular protein transport.